UUUAUAUCAUAAUAAUAAAUUAAUUUAAUAUUUAUUAAAAUAGUAAAAUAUAUUAUAAUAUCGGUUGAAUUGAUUGAAUCUCGUACCAAUGUCUCGUCCGGUAUGAAUAUUAAAAAAGUCAAACGAUCUUAGGAGGUAAGACUUAGUUUGGAGCACAAGAACAUUAUUUAUAUCGAGUUUUCAUAAAUUUGUCAAAAUAUAUUAUUUUAAUGUAAUCUUAACACAAAAACAUUAUAAUAUCGAGUUCCGUUUACAUGUCCAACUCUGCCGGAUUUUGGUUUGGAGUAACACCGAAGGUACGCUGAUAAAAGAAAAGGAAAGAAAAUAAAAAAUUAUAAUUAAUCAUUAUAUAUAGUCACAUGCUUGGCUGUAAUCUUCCAUUCUUCCUUAAAUUUCAAGAUUCUACUUUCCGUAUUUCUCUCUCCAGUUGGUAACGUUUGUAUAUAAAGGUGAAGUCUUUUGCUGUUUGAGCACAAGUGUUAUAAUAAGUUUGUUCUUACGUAAGAGGGGUUUUAGAAUGGCUAAGGAAUCAACAAAUGGGUCGAACAUUGUGAGCACCAAGCCACCUCCCGAGCCCUCACCACUAAGGAGAGCUAAAUUUUUUCAGGCAAACAUGAGAAUUCUAGUCACUGGUGGAGCUGGAUUUAUAGGCUCCCACUUAGUUGACAAACUCAUGGAAAAUGAGAAAAAUGAGGUGAUUGUUUUGGAUAAUUACUUCACUGGCUCUAAAGACAACCUUAGCCAAUGGAUUGGUCAUCCGCGAUUUGAGCUUAUUCGGCAUGUGGCUGGAAUAAAAGGUUUCCAGGGAACUCUGUUAUUCACGGUUUUAGCUAUAAUGAUUCCUGAUGUUACGGAACCUUUAUUAAUUGAAGUUGACCGGAUAUACCAUCUUGCUUGUCCUGCUUCUCCAAUUUUCUACAAAUACAAUCCUGUGAAGGUUGAUGGUCUUAUUCGACUGAUGGAAGGCGAUAAUACCGGGCCCAUCAACAUAGGCAAUCCAGGUGAAUUUACAAUGGCUGAACUUGCCGAGACUGUGAAGGAGAUGAUUAAUCCAGAAGUGAAAAUCAUAAGUGUAGAGAACACUCCAGACGACCCUCGCCAGAGAAAACCGGACAUAUCAAAGGCUAAGGAGUUGUUGGGAUGGGAACCAAAGGUUAAAUUGCGCGAUGGCAUUCCCCUUAUGGAGGAAGAUUUUCGCAAGAGGCUCGGGAUUUCAAGGAAGAAUUAA
Molecule: messenger RNA, 1228 nt
Organism: Striga asiatica
Lineage: Eukaryota; Viridiplantae; Streptophyta; Magnoliopsida; Lamiales; Orobanchaceae
Source: the annotation of a GenBank genome assembly